This is a messenger RNA of Phycodurus eques (leafy seadragon), 363 nucleotides long. Its product is annotated as galactosylgalactosylxylosylprotein 3-beta-glucuronosyltransferase 1-like. Lineage: Eukaryota; Metazoa; Chordata; Actinopteri; Syngnathiformes; Syngnathidae. Gene Ontology annotation, cellular component: Golgi membrane. Gene Ontology annotation, biological process: carbohydrate metabolic process; chondroitin sulfate proteoglycan biosynthetic process. Gene Ontology annotation, molecular function: galactosylgalactosylxylosylprotein 3-beta-glucuronosyltransferase activity. The record is from RefSeq and is a predicted model, not a curated record.
AUGAAGAGGCUGCCUGGCGCCUUUGUGGGCGCCCUGCACUACGAGCUCCCCAAGGUCAAUGCAGCCGGGAAGGUGUACGGCUGGAAGACGGUGUUCGACCAUCGGCCCUUUGCCAUCGAAAUGGCCAGCUUUGCCAUUAACCUGAGGCUCAUCCUCUUCAAGCCUCAGGUGUACUUCAAGCUUCACAGGGUAAAGGGAGGCUACCAGGAGAGUAGUUUACUGCAGCAACUUGUCAUACUCAACGACCUGGAACCCAAAGCAGCCAAUUGUACUCAGACACUUGUUUGGCACACAAUAACAGGGAAGCCCGUCCUCAUAAAUGAAGAGAAAACACGAUUCACAGACCCAAAUGUCAAGAUUUGA